Molecule: messenger RNA, 2082 nt
Organism: Aspergillus campestris IBT 28561
Lineage: Eukaryota; Fungi; Ascomycota; Eurotiomycetes; Eurotiales; Aspergillaceae
Gene: chiA1
Product: class III chitinase ChiA1
Exons: 2
Coding region: 1-2082 (693 amino acids)
Biological process (GO): carbohydrate metabolic process
Cellular component (GO): extracellular region
Molecular function (GO): chitinase activity
Source: RefSeq, a predicted model, not a curated record
AUGCUGUCCAAAAGUCUCGCCGUUGCUGCGGCCGUGUCGGCACUGAUGCCGUUGGCAUCCGCCUUUGACGCUCAGUCCAAGUCCAAUGUGGCCAUCUACUAUGUAUGGACAAUCUGCUGGCCCUCUUUGUUACCAGUUCUAUUGGAUCUGGCGCUGACAUUUAUCCAGGGUCAAGGGUACGAUCAGCCGCGCCUCAGUCGCUUCUGCGACGAUCCAGCCCUGGACAUCAUUAACAUUGGCUUCAUCAAUGUAUUCCCUGAUGAGGGAGAUGCGGGCUGGCCAGGGAGUAACUUUGGGAACCAAUGUAAUGGAGAGUACUACGAGAUUGGUGGGGUCAAGACACAGCUGCUCUCGGGCUGUCACCAGUUGAUCGAAGACAUUCCCAUCUGCCAGCAGGCCGGCAAAAAGGUUCUGCUGUCCCUUGGAGGCUCGUCUCCGGCUGACAAGCAGAGGGUUCGCUCCGACGAGUCAGCCAUCCAAUUUGCCGACUUUCUCUGGGCUGCAUUCGGUCCGCAGACGGAUGCGUGGGUGGAAAUCGGCGGUCCCCGUCCGUUUGGCGACGUCGUGGUUGAUGGCUUUGACUUUGAUAUUGAGCACAACGGCGACUUUGGCUACGACACCAUGGUGAGGCGUUUGCGCGAGCACUACGCUGCAGUCACUGACCGGUCCUUCUACAUCUCCGGGGGCCCUCAAUGUAUCAUUCCGGACGCGCAACUGGGUCGCGCCAUUUCCAACUCCUGGUUUGACUUUAUCUGGGUCCAGUUCUACAACACCUGGGGCUGUUCGGCUCGUGACUUCUUCUCCCCCAGUAGCCCGGGAGCUUCGUUCAACUACGAUGCCUGGGUUGAGGUCAUCAAGGACGGGGCGAACCCGUCUGCGAAGCUGUACAUGGGUCUGCUAGGGGGUGACAUCUCGCAGAAUGGCUUCUAUCUUUCUCCUAACGAGGUGCAACUGCUAGUUUCCAGGUACAUGGACCUCUACCCGGACACUUUUGGUGGUGUCAUGAUCUGGGAGGCAACCUCUUCGGAGCUCAAUCAGGUCAAUGGGUCCAGCUUUGCCGGUAAUGUCAAAGCCAUUCUCGAUGGACGUGCCUCCACACCUGCACCCUUGCCCUCGUCCAGCGCCCCGGUCCCCUCCCCUACUCCCUCGAAGACGUCCACCAGCUCCAGGCCCGUGAUUCCCACGGUGACCUCCACCUCCCGAGGACGUCCGACGGGUACCCCGUCGAGCUCGAGGGCGAUUCCUUCUAGCACCGCCUCGCCAUCGAGCUCGGAGACUCCGACUGCAUCUAGCCAUUCUGUCUCGUUUCUGCACCCGACCGCUGAAUCGUCAACACCGUCUACCACACUAGUGGCUAUAACUUCCGCGCCGACCACAGUGACCACCGUCAUUGUCACUUCGUACACCACCAUCUGUCCCACGGGAUUUAUCACGAUCACUACGACCUAUACGACGACCUACUGCCCGGGAACCGCCACAGCCACAGCGACCAGCGACCCUCUCUCGGUGACCGGGUCGACACCCUCUGUGCCCGAAGGCUGGACCACGACGGUUACAGUUUGCACGCAGUGCGCAGCCACGCCCACCACGGUGACGCUGACCGUGCCCGUCCAAACCACGACGAACCCUCCUGCACACCUGGUAUCCCAAGCCUCCACGGCUCCCGCGCUCCCAGAGGGAUGGACCACGACGGUAACCGUGUGCACCGAAUGCGCCCCGACGCCCACCGCGCUGACCAUCACGGUACCCGUGGCGGCCGUCAACAAGGCCACCAGCGGACAUGAGGCCCCCUCCAGCUCGACAGAGACCUACACGCUGAUUCCGAUCCAUGUCCAUCCGACGUCAAGCCGUCCCCUGAUCCCGGGCGCCGGGGCCGGGAGUGCCCCACACUCGUCGACGCUGGCAGUCCGGCCGUCGCCAAGUGGCUCUGCCCGCGCAUCUCAUGCUUGGGUGACGGUCAUCCCGAGCGGGACUCAGGAGGAGACGCCGGUGUUUACCGGUGCGGGUGUGCGGAGCGUGAGCUUGAGCGAAGGGGUGGCUGCGCUGGUGGUAGUGGGACUGACGGUUUUUGCCGUGUUGUAA